AUGGCGAUUUCUUCUGCUGAAAUACUCCCUCAUGAACUCCUAAUGGAAAUUAUGUCAUGGCUUCCUCACUGGGUCUGCUUUUGGAACCCUGCCACCAAUAUUUGCUCCGGGCCUUCACCAAGCUUGCUUCUAUAUUACGGCAAUGCUCGUGUUCAGCAUUAUAUGUAUUUUGGGUUUGGGUACGAUGAUCGGAGGGACAGGUACAAGGUAGUGGCAAUGGUUUUGGAUUGGACUACACUGCAAAAGAGUAUGUGGGUUUACUGCAUGGGUGACGUAUGUUGGAGAUGUCCUUUAAUGACCUCUCCGGGUUUUUACCCUUUUGACAGUAAUGGAUACUCUAUGAAUGGUACUGUUAACUGGAUAGGAAUUUCUUUGGAAAAAUCGAAAUUUGAGGUGCUACAGAUUUUUUCGUACGAUCUAAAGAACGAUACUUGCAGAUAUUUGUCGGUGCCUCAAACUAAAGAUUCUGAGUUUACUGCUAUGGGAGUUUUUAAUGGUUGUCUUUGUGUUUCUUGCGAUCAAGGGAUGAUCGCCUUUGUUGUUUUGGCAUUGAAGGAUGUUCGAGACGAAAGAUCUUGGAGUCAGUUGUUGAGUGUAAGUUAUGAAACUCUGAAAAUCUCUCCUUGUUACCAUAACCUACGGAUUUUGUUCAUGUGGGGUGAUCUUCUCUUGCUCACAUGUUCAGAGUUUGGGGGUGCUUACAAUAUCAUCAGUAUCUUUAAUUUGAAGGAGAAUAAAGUAAAACGUACUCAAGGUUACUUCAAGUCGUUUGUCGGUGACAUCUUCUGUUGUCACUAUGCUCCAAGCUUGAUUUUGCCUAUUUGA
Vigna umbellata (rice bean) is the source of this 825-nucleotide messenger RNA. Lineage: Eukaryota; Viridiplantae; Streptophyta; Magnoliopsida; Fabales; Fabaceae. The record is from RefSeq and is a predicted model, not a curated record.